This is a messenger RNA of Anarrhichthys ocellatus (wolf-eel), 8042 nucleotides long. It is a transcript of the gene disp1, whose product is annotated as dispatched homolog 1 (Drosophila). The transcript has 8 exons. The record is from RefSeq and is a predicted model, not a curated record. Lineage: Eukaryota; Metazoa; Chordata; Actinopteri; Perciformes; Anarhichadidae. Gene Ontology annotation, cellular component: membrane. Gene Ontology annotation, biological process: smoothened signaling pathway. The coding region runs from base 3505 to 7461 and encodes 1318 amino acids. Gene Ontology annotation, molecular function: peptide transmembrane transporter activity.
CAUAUACACUCCUCUACAAUAACACACAUACAGACUCAUGCACGUUAAUACGCAUUUCCCCACAAUAUUGUAUGUUCCCUGGUGCAAACACCUCGACCUUUGAAAACACAAACCUGGCAGAAUUUCUCACGUUUGAAGAAAAAUAUGAAAUGAGAUUGAGAUUUUAGCGUCUGAUGUACUAUAUGUUAUGCUGUAGUAUUCUUGCCCAUACACACAUCCCAUAAACUAACUUUUUUUUAUUGCUAAAGGCAUCAUGUAUGCUGCAAGUGAAGUGCCUGUCAGAUUGCAGUCUGGAAGCCACUCACACCUUUCUGACUUUGAAAUUGGAGGUCUGCUUCCAACAAUUAGAACAUUAUGGAUGCCGUAGAGGAGAGGCUGUCCCGUUUCUCUGACCAUGUCUCGCCCUCUUUAUGACGCCAGGCUGUAGCCACUCAGAAAGGUUCUCAGCCCCUCUGCCUUUAGAUAUGGUCACACAACACUUGGUACACAUCCGCUCAUUUCAAGCACACUUAAAGCUCUAAAUGAGCCAUCGCUGUACAUCUCUCUCAGGGAAAUCCCACGCCACCAAAAAAGCUCACCGCAUUUCUCUUUUGCUCGUCAACUUUCAUCUCAGAAAACCCUAAAAAAAAUGUGUGUAGGUCCCUCUCACACACACACACACACACACACACACACACACACACAGUCCCCAUCUGCUUCUCCGCUUCUCCCCUCUGUCAGCACGGUGCUGAGUGAGCGGCCCGAGGUCUGUGUUUACCUUAUUAAUUAGCCCGGUGAUCCUGAAACACUCUCCCUCUGGUACAUAGAAUAACACUGAAAGGUUAGUCGGGGCCAGGGGAGAGAGUGAACUACUGAAUCUAGAGCCUCUGUGAUCAUCAGUCAACUCUACCUCUCUCUGUUGGCACCCACCAACCGCCCCACGUGGUGUUUUUUUAUUUAACCGUUUCAUUUCUUUCCAUGUGCAUCGGUCUGAUGGUGCCUGGUCCCUUUGUUUAGUCGACAGAUUGAGCCCAAAAUAUAAGUCCCAGAGACUGACUUUCUCAACUCGCCAGAUCUUGAAUUCAUCUCCUUCCAUUGCUAUGAAAGGUCUCUGCUUUUAUGAGAGGGGGAUGAAUUAUUGCCAUUGACUGGAUGGAUUCCCGAUCUAUUCAUCUUUGCCGUUUUAAAGUCCUCGGGCCAAAUGGCCUACUCAGGUAUGCUGCGCGUCCUUCCAAUCGGCUGAAAAUGGAUUCAGAUUGGAGUGCCGCAGACCAAAAUUCAAAACAGACCUUCAGCAGACUGAUAGAUAUGCCCUGAAAGCGCUCUCGUGAAUCCACUCCAGCUAUGUCCUCUCCUCCAUUUUUGGGCCAUAUCUGUGUCCUGAGGUCUGCAGUCAAGAGGCCAUACAUGGACAGACAAGAGCAUAGUGAAAAGAAUAACAUUAGCAAUACAGAAUGUUCCCUUGGCGGCUAGUUGAAAGCAGCGCAGGGAAAAUGUGGUUUUCAUUAGGCAUUGUUGGUUUAAACCAGGUUAAAGGUCACUUGAUGAAGGGAAAGUCCACCCUAAGGAAGUAGUCACUUAUAUUGUUAUAAUAAAUGAUUCAAUAUUUGAGAGCAUGAAGAAGUCUCCUCGAACACAAAAAAACUUGAUCAAGUCACUUUUUCACAUACAUCACAUAUGCAUCUCCAGAAGUGUCCAGAGAUGCAUGUUGUGUCUGUGUGUGUUUGCUUUUGGAGACUGUCUCUAAACCUGGACCACUUUACAUCUGGCUGUCAUAUUAAUGUGUCCAGUGAAACAUUUAAAGGGAUUUACGGCCUCCCCACAGCCCACCCCCCGUAGAGUAAAAUUCCUCACCAAUGGCACAAAUUAAUUUGUGCCUCACAUUACCACUAAUUAGAACAUUCCGCAAAUUUAACUUUGACAACAAAACGGGCAAAAAAUACGACAACAACCACUUUGGGUCUCAGACGGGACCAAUGUCCUGAGUGCUCGUGACCUGAUUGGCUGCAGCAGAGGCCCACCCCAGGACUCACUUCCUGUUCCUCUUUGCCAUUUGGGGGGUUCAAUUAAGGCCACUUUUCCUAGAGUGGGGAAGUGAAUCUGUGAUGCACUGAGAAGCUUUUAGUCAAAGCUAUUAAAGCAGACAAUUUAUCUGUACAGUGUAGUCUUUUCUGGCAGCAUAUAAACCCAAGGAUCAGUGGUCCUGGUGGUUAGUAAUGUCCUCACAGGGAAAUGAAGACUCUUGUCUACUCUCCUACACCAGAGAGAUUUCUUUUUUCUAUUAUAAAGCAGGUCUAGGUGCUAUAUAAAUCUUGUGAAAGUAUCGAGACGCUCAACGCACACAGCCCGUAUUCAGGCACUGUGCCUUUAAACGAGUCGUCCGGACUUCAGUAAGGAUGUGACGUCACAACGAUGCAGUCACCUGUAGAAGUGAUGCUGAACUCAGUGUAGUUGACACACUGCCUGAAGACAGGCAGAUGUGGAAGACCGGGGACCGCUGACCAAUCAGAGCAGACUUCGGUAGGGGGCUCUUAAAGAGACGGGCGCUAAAACGGAGUGUUUCAGAUGAAGGGUGACUACAGGUAUAUUCAGACAAACCGUAUAAGAAAAAUAAUGUUCGUUUUGCUUUUUACAAUAAAGCAUGUAAACAUUUUCUAGUAGAACCCCAGGAUACAAGUAUGACCCCCCCCCCCCCUGUAUUCUUUCCACAUACACUAAUUCCCUCAUCCCCCCCGCUGACCCCUUUAGCCCAUGUAACAUUUAUCUCCUCCAAACCCCGCUGUGAUCCGGUGGCCGUAUCUGAUUCUCCCCCUUCCUCCUCUUCCCCUCCACUCCAUGCUCACUGCUCACGGCAUACCGGACGCUUCCCCACCGCCCCCAGGAGGAGCUGACGGAUCCUGAGCAGCUGAAGGCUUCACGCUGUAUGCCUCUGUGUGUGUCGUUAAAACCACCCCUUGGCAGAAUUUUCACCUCUUUGUCAAUCUGUAGCAUCCAUCUUGUCCUCCUGUGUGUGGCACCUGUGUGUCAGAAACGCGAGUACUGUAAUCAUGUCCGUCACAUCUGAAAGGUGUUGAAAACAGGAGCAACGAGUAUUGUGAGACGUUUCCUGGGAAGUGGUUUUAACAGCCACGUCAGUUUGAAUGCUUUCCGUGGUCCAGUGACCCCGUGACCCCGAGAGUCCGCUGUUGGAAAGACGUCAGAGGAUUAAAAAGACAAGAUGUCCACUUUUGCUCAUUGAAGUCUCCGCCAAUGUGUUUUUUAUCGCCUGUUGCUUUGACUUGAAAACAUUGAUUCAUCUCCCUCUUUCUGUUUUUCAGCCCUGCGAGGCCCUUUCGAUUCCCCAAAAGCUAUGCCGAGCUGAUUGCUGAUUGGCCGGUGGUGGUGCUGGGGGUGUGCACAGUGCUCAUCGUGGUGUGUGCCCUAGUGGGCGUCCUGGUGCCCGACCUGCCCGACUUCUCUGACCCACUGCUGGGUUUUGAGCCUCGGGGAACAGCCAUUGGGCAGCGACUGGUCACAUGGAACAACAUGGUGAAGAACACAGGCUACAAAGCCACGCUGGCCAACUACCCCUUCAAAUACGCUGAUGAGCAGGCCAAAAAUCACCAAGAACCCAGAUGGCCCGAGGACCACUUUGAAAGAGACAAACGGCAAGCAGAGUGGGACUUCAGUAAAGAAUUCUUCUGUGAUGUGCCAGGUGACCGUUACUCUAGACUGGUGUUCACAUCAGCUGAGGGGAAGAACCUGUGGAGUAUUCAGGCUAUCAAAUCUAUGUGCAAUCUGGACAACACAAGGGUGCGUUCCCAUCGCGACUACUGGAGUCUCUGUCAGCGCACCAAUGACGCCUCCUGCUGUCCAAGCUGGACGCUCGGCAACUACAUUGCCGCCCUCGCCAACAGGUCGUCCUGCCAGAAGAUCACAGAGCGCGACGUAUCGCACACGCUCAAGAUCCUGCGCUCAUGCGCCAAGUACUACCACAACGGCACGCUGGUACCCGACUGCUGGGACAUAGCCCUGCGAAGGAAAGACCAGCUCAAGUGCGGCACCGUGCCCCGGAAGUGCACCAAGUACAAUGCCGUCUACCAAGUUCUUCACUUCCUGGUGGACAAAGACUUCCUCAGUACCAAGAGCCUGGAGUACUCUCUGCCCGUGCUCAAACACAGCAUGCUCUUCUCGCCCACAGAGAAAGGAGAGUCGAUGAUGAACAUUUACUUAGACAAUUUCGAGAAUUGGAACUCCUCAGACGGCAUCACCACAGUCACAGGGAUCGAGUUCGGCAUCAAACACGACCUCUUCCAGGACUACCUCCUGACGGACACAGUGUACCCCGCCAUAGCCAUAGUGAUCGUCCUGCUGGUCAUGUGCGUGUACACACGCUCCGUUUUCAUCACUCUGAUGACGAUAAUAGCCAUCAUCAGCUCGCUGAUCGUGUCGUACUUUCUUUACCGAUUGGUCUUCAACUUUGAGUUCUUCCCCUUCAUGAACCUCACGGCCCUCAUCAUCCUGGUCGGCAUCGGCGCGGAUGACGCCUUCGUGCUCUGCGAUGUGUGGAACUACACCAAGUUCGACAAACCACACGCUGAGCUGGCCGAGACGGUCGGUGUGACGCUACAACACGCUGCGCUGUCCAUGUUCGUCACCAGCUUCACCACCGCUGCCGCUUUUUAUGCCAAUUACGUCAGCAACAUCACCGCCAUACGCUGUUUUGGUGUCUACGCAGGCACCGCCAUAUUGGUGAACUAUAUUCUCAUGGUGACGUGGCUCCCGGCUGUGGUGGUGCUACAUGAACGCUACCUGCCCAGCAUGUUCCCCUGCACCAAGCCUCCGCACCCACAAAGGGGUUACUGCACCCGGACUUUCUGGGCAGGUCUUUGUCAGAAGGCCAACAAUUGCCUGUUCACCGCCUCAGAGGGGUCCCGGAUCUUCUUCGAGAAGGUGCUGCCCUGCAUCGUCAUCAAACUGCGCUACCUCUGGCUCUUCGGGUUCCUCGCCAUUACGGUGGGCGGGGCCUAUGUGGUUUGCGUCAACCCAAAGAUGAAGCUCCCGUCUCUGGAGCUGGCAGAGUUUCAGGUGUUCCGCUCCUCGCACCCGUUCGAGCGCUACGACGCCGAGUACAAGAAGCUCUUCAUGUUCGAGAGGGUUCAUCACGGCGAGGACCUCCACAUGCCUAUCACCAUCAUCUGGGGCGUGAUGCCCGUGGAUAAUGGUGACCCCCUGAACCCAAAGAACAAGGGAAAGCUAAUACUGGACAGCAGCUUUAACAUUGCCAGUCCAGCCUCUCAGCUGUGGAUCCUCAACUUCUGCCAGAAGCUGAGAAAUCAGAGCUUUAUCUUUCAGUCCGAGGAGCAGGACUUCACCAGCUGCUUCAUUGAGACGUUCAAACAGUGGAUGGAGAACCAGGACUGUGAGGAGGCUUCCGUCUACCCCUGCUGCAGUCAGUCCACCUUCCCCUACAAGCAGGAAGUCUUUGAGUUGUGUAUCAAGAGGGCCAUCAUGGAGCUGGAUCGGAGUACGAACUACCAUUUAGACAGCAAGACCCCCGGACCUCGAUUCGACAUCAACGACACCAUCAGAGCCAUAGUGUUGGAGUUCAAGAGCACCUACCUCUUCACCCUGGCCUAUGAGAAGAUGUACCAGUUCUACCUUGAGGUGGAUGCCUGGAUCGCUGAGGAGCUCCGGAAUGCCCCAACAGGCCUCAGCCACGGCUGGUUCAUCAGCAACCUGGAAUUCUACGACCUCCAGGACAGCCUGUCGGACGGCACUCUGGUUGCCAUGGCGCUGUCGGUGGCUGUGGCCUUCAGCGUUAUGCUGCUGACCACCUGGAAUGUCAUCAUCAGUCUGUAUGCCAUCCUGUCCAUCGCUGGCACCAUCUUCGUCACGGUCGGGUCCCUGGUGCUCCUGGGCUGGGAACUGAAUGUCCUGGAGUCCGUCACCAUAUCCGUUGCGGUUGGGCUCUCCGUGGAUUUCGCCGUCCACUACGGCGUGGCCUACCGGCUCGCCCCUGAGCCCGACCGCGAGGGAAAGGUAAUUUUCUCCCUCAGCCGCAUGGGCUCUGCCAUCGCCAUGGCGGCACUGACCACCUUUGUUGCCGGUGCCAUGAUGAUGCCCUCGACCGUCUUGGCCUACACCCAGCUGGGCACGUUCAUGAUGCUGAUCAUGUGCAUCAGCUGGGCCUUUGCCACCUUCUUCUUUCAGUGCAUGUGUCGCUGUCUGGGACCCCAGGGGACCUGCGGCCAGAUCCCCCUACCCAAAAAGAUGCAGUGCCAGGUGUUCUCCGAGGUCACAUCCAUGAGCCCCUCACCUCAAGGGAAAGGCUCCGGCCUGGGGAAGUACCAGCUGGACAGCAGGGGUGGGGAGGUGGAGCAUUACGAGUUGGAGCCCCUGGCCUCCGGUCAGAAGACUGAAGAUAUACCCAGAGAGGAGCAGGAGGUGUGUGCUCAGCUCUACAAUGGAAUCCCACCUCAGCACCACAAUGGCCCUUACUCCCACAUCUAUUACAAGAGCAAAACCGAGACCGGCAGAACCGGCCCUGAGAACGGCCUCGUGGCCGCACAGAGCACAAAAUCCAGGUGCCAGUACUCUCAAAACGCUAACUGCACCUGCGGGGACCCCUCACCUGCUCACCACCCGUCUCAGCAGUGGACCCCCCACUCCUGUGCUCAGCCUCCCCAGGACUCUCCUUCCUGCCUCCCCACCCCACAGCUCCUCCCGCUCUCAGGAAACACCCCGGGCACACAAAACCCACCUCUGUUCCCUACAAACCUGGACCCGGUCUACACACAUACAGAGUGCCGUAUGCACUAUGUCCACUGCCCCCCCUCCCAUUUCCACCACUGCUCCCAGGGAAGAGUAGUGGCCCCCAGGCAAGGACCUGCCCACAGCUGCCAUUUCAGGAAGUAUUGCGUCCACACGGCAACCCUGCAGGCUGGUUCAGCUAGAGAGCAGAGACCCACAACCGCGGCUUUGAACCAGGACACGGACCCGGCUCCUGGCUCAGAGCCUGCUGGACACGAGGACGACCACAGAAACGAAACGGGGCCCUCAAGCCUCGACAGUAGCCAAAAUAUCAGCACCCCAGCCCUGACGCAAGCUCAGACUCGGUGCCCCUCCUCCCCCUCACCGUGCUCACCACACACAAGCAGACAUGAAAGACAGACGGGAAGGGACAGUGACCUUUGUUGCGGCGAUAACCACGUAUCCACAACUACAGAUCCAACCCCACAAACUGACGCUUGUUGUAGAAUCCCUGGCAACCAGGAGAAGCUCAAAAGUAUUUCCGUCACACGGGAGGAAAGCGUCAAAAAGUGCAAGCGGAACUCCAAAAGACAGCGGGCGUCCUCCGCCUCUCCAAAGAAACUCUACUGUUUUAACAGGACGUUGAAAGUGAAGUGCAAUUCAGCUUCAGAGUUCAGCGUGCCAAGAACUGAAACCAGCGUGCCUCCUAUUGCGAUCACUACCAACCCCUCUUCUGAAAGCUUAUGUUGAUGACAAAUUCAUAUUUUAAUAAACACUCGAUAUCCAGAACAAGUAGCAAAAAAAAAAAAAAUGGACUGACACAUAAUGUCUGUCUGUGCAAUCGAACAAGGUUUGUGACGCGUUUGCUUACCAAGUGCCUCAAUGUGUUCCACCAAGCAGCACAGCCCUACUAACUAUAAUCUGUUUACAUGUCUUUUUUCUACUCACCAGGUCUUCACGUGCCACAUUAUGUCUUCCAUUUUACACUGUUGCUAAAGCUAUAUAAUUAUGGGAAAUUACCGGUCUUUUCCCAAAAGCACCGUCAUGGAAUUUUGCUAACUACAGUGUUUAAUAUACUCAUACAGCCGCCGUUUGCACUGACAUAAAAUGGUAUAGUAUAUAUUGUGAUAUUGUGAUUAAUUGUCAGUACUUGUCGUCAGAUAUGAUCACAUCAGCCGGAACGAAAAUGUGCCACAUUUUUACAAGUCAGUGAAAAAAAAGACACCUUUUUUUUUUAGUCUUGGUGGGAGUCGAGUGUUCAAUCCUGUCUCCACACGCCUCAGAUAAAAGAUGUACUGUAUGAUUAAAAUGUCUUUUUAUUUUAUCACUCU